Peromyscus leucopus (white-footed mouse) is the source of this 7737-nucleotide messenger RNA. RefSeq names its product DnaJ heat shock protein family (Hsp40) member C13 (gene Dnajc13). The coding region runs from base 226 to 6972 and encodes 2248 amino acids. The record is from RefSeq and is a predicted model, not a curated record. Gene Ontology annotation, biological process: endosome organization; regulation of early endosome to late endosome transport; receptor-mediated endocytosis. The transcript is spliced from 57 exons. Lineage: Eukaryota; Metazoa; Chordata; Mammalia; Rodentia; Cricetidae. Gene Ontology annotation, cellular component: endosome membrane.
UGGGCGAAGAUGGCGGCGUCCAGAGCGAGCCUCUGAGAGGCGGAGGGAGGAGCGGAGGGGUGGGGGCCGCGGCGCAGGAGCCCGCGGCGACAGGCCCCGGCGGGGAAAAGGAAAGCGAGAGGGGAAGGGGCCGGCGGCGCCUCAUCCCGCUCAGGACGUGGAGCCGGCGGCGGGCGGAGCUCGGGCUGGAGCGCCUCCAGCCUCCGGCGAAGGUUUCAGCACAAAAUGAACAUAAUUAGGGAAAAUAAGGAUCUGGCAUGUUUCUACACAACCAAGCACUCAUGGAGGGGAAAGUAUAAGCGAGUCUUUUCAGUUGGAACUCAUGCAGUUACUACAUAUAAUCCUAAUACCUUAGAAGUAACAAAUCAGUGGCCUUAUGGAGACAUUUGCAGCAUCAGCCCUGUUGGAAAAGGACAAGGAACAGAGUUCAACCUCACAUUUCGUAAAGGCAGUGGGAAAAAGUCAGAAACGUUGAAGUUUUCUACAGAGCACAGAACAGAGCUGCUUACAGAAGCUUUGAGAUUUAGAACUGACUUUGCAGAGGGAAAAAUCACAGGAAGGAGAUAUAACUGCUAUAAGCACCACUGGAGUGAUACAAGGAAACCUGUGAUUCUGGAAGUAACUCCUGGAGGCUUUGACCAAAUAAAUCCUGUAACCAACAGAGUGCUGUGUUCCUAUGAUUAUAGGAAUAUUGAAGGCUUCGUAGAUCUUUCUGAUUAUCAAGGAGGAUUUUGUAUACUUUAUGGAGGAUUUAGUAGAUUGCAUUUAUUUGCAUCAGAGCAAAGAGAAGAGAUCAUCAAAAGUGCAAUAGAACAUGCUGGCAACUACAUAGGGAUCUCACUGCGGAUCAGGAAGGAACCUUUAGAAUUUGAGCAAUAUUUGAAUCUUCGCUUUGGAAAAUAUAGCACUGAUGAGUCUAUCACAUCUUUGGCAGAGUUUGUGGUCCAAAAAAUAUCUCCUAGACAUUCGGAACCUGUGAAAAGAGUUCUAGCAGUCACAGAAACAUGUUUAGUAGAACGAGAUCCAGCAACCUAUAACAUUGCGACCUUGAAGCCCUUGGGAGAAGUAUUUGCAUUGGUUUGUGACUCAGAAAACCCACAACUUUUUACCAUUGAAUUUAUAAAAGGGCAAGUUCGAAAAUACUCCUCAACAGAAAGAGAUUCCUUGUUAGCAAGUUUGCUGGAUGGAGUAAGAGCCUCUGGUAACAGAGAUGUUUGUGUUAAGAUGACACCGACCCACAAAGGUCAGCGAUGGGGGUUACUGAGCAUGCCUAUAGACGAGGAAGUUGAGAGCCUUCACCUCAGAUUUCUAGCUGCACCUCCUAAUGGCAACUUCGCAGAUGCUGUCUUCAGGUUCAAUGCUAACAUUUCCUACAGCGGAGUUCUGCAUGCGGUAACACAGGAUGGUCUCUUCUCAGAAAACAAGGAAAAGCUAAUCAAUAAUGCCAUCACGGCAUUGUUGUCCCAAGAAGGAGAUGUUGUUGCUUCAAAUGCAGAACUCGAGAGCCAAUUCCAAGCUGUGAGGAGGCUUGUAGCCUCCAAAGCUGGUUUUCUGGCCUUCACUCAGCUUCCAAAGUUUCGGGAGCGCCUAGGAGUGAAGGUGGUGAAAGCACUCAAGAGAAGCCACAAUGGCGUCGUCCACGCGGCUGUUGAUAUGCUCUGUGCCCUCAUGUGUCCCAUGCAUGAUGACUAUGACUUAAGACAAGAGCAGCUAAACAAAGCUUCUCUUCUCUCUUCAAAGAAGUUUCUGGAAAACUUGUUGGAGAAAUUUAAUUCCCAUGUGGAUCAUGGGACUGGUGCCCUAGUAAUUAGUUCACUCUUGGACUUCCUUACCUUUGCCCUCUGUGCUCCAUAUAGUGAGACGACCGAAGGGCAGCAGUUUGAUAUGCUCUUAGAGAUGGUAGCCUCCAAUGGAAGAACCCUCUUUAAGCUCUUUCAGCAUCCUUCCAUGGCAAUUGUAAAGGGAGCUGGAUUGGUUAUGAAGGCAAUAAUAGAGGAAGGUGACAAAGAGAUUGCUACUAAGAUGCAGGAGCUUGCCCUAAGCGAGGGCGCCUUACCCCGACACUUGCACACUGCGAUGUUUACAAUCAGUUCAGAUCAGCGCAUGCUCACAAACAGACAGCUGAGCAGACAUCUAGUGGGGCUCUGGACAGCUGAUAACACAACCGCCACAAACUUGCUGAAACGAAUUUUGCCCCCAGGCUUGUUGGCAUACCUAGACAGCUCAGAUCCAGUUCCAGAGAAGGAUGCGGACCGCAUGCAUGUCAGAGACAAUGUGAAAAUAGCAAUGGAUCAAUAUGGAAAAUUUAAUAAAGUUCCAGAGUGGCAAAGACUAGCUGGAAAAGCUGCCAAAGAAGUUGAAAAGUUUGCCAAAGAAAAAGUCGAUCUUGUGUUGAUGCACUGGAGGGAUAGGAUGGGCAUUGCUCAAAAAGAGGACAAAAACCAUAUGAACAUCAAUCAAAAGCCAGUAGUUCUUCGGAAGAGAAGACAAAGAAUAAAAAUAGAAGCGAAUUGGGAUCUCUUCUAUUACAGGUUUAGUCAAGACCACGCUAGAUCAAACCUCAUUUGGAAUUUUAAAACACGAGAAGAGCUGAAGGAUGCUCUUGAGUCUGAAAUGAGAACGUUCAACAUCGAUAGAGAGCUUGGCAGUGCCAGUGUGAUCUCCUGGAACCACCAUGAGUUUGAGGUUAAGUAUGAGUGCCUGGCAGAGGAAAUCAAAAUAGGAGAUUAUUACUUGAGAUUGCUGUUGGAGGAGGAUGAGAAUGAAGAAAGCGGAUCAAUAAAGAGAUCGUAUGAAUUUUUCAAUGAGCUCUACCAUCGCUUCCUGCUCACUCCAAAAGUAAACAUGAAGUGUUUGUGUUUACAAGCCCUUGCUAUCGUUUAUGGCAGAUGCCAUGAAGAAAUAGGGCCCUUCACAGAUACAAGAUACAUCAUUGGGAUGUUAGAAAGGUGCACUGAUAAACUUGAACGGGAUCGACUGAUCCUCUUCCUGAACAAGCUGAUCCUUAAUAAGAAAAACGUUAAGGAUCUCAUGGACUCAAAUGGCAUUAGAAUUCUUGUGGACUUGCUGACUCUUGCACAUCUUCACGUGAGCCGAGCAACAGUCCCUCUGCAAAGCAAUGUGAUUGAAGCGUCUCCAGAUAUGAAGAGAGAGAGUGAGAAGGAGUGGUAUUUUGGCAAUGCAGACAAAGAAAGGAGUGGUCCGUAUGGAUUUCACGAGAUGCAAGAAUUAUGGGCCAAAGGAAUGUUGAAUGCAAAAACCAGAUGUUGGGCUCAAGGCAUGGAUGGAUGGCGACCUCUCCAGGCGAUACCUCAGCUUAAGUGGUGCCUGUUAGCCAGUGGGCAGGCUGUUCUGAAUGAAACUGACCUUGCUACCUUAAUACUGAACAUGUUGAUCACAAUGUGUGGAUAUUUUCCAAGCAGGGAUCAGGAUAAUGCCAUCAUUCGUCCUCUGCCCAGAGUGAAACGACUGCUGUCAGACAGCACCUGCCUUCCCCACGUCAUCCAGCUACUACUCACCUUUGACCCUAUCCUUGUUGAGAAGGUUGCUAUCUUAUUACACCACAUUAUGCAAGAUAAUCCACAGUUACCUCGCCUCUAUCUCAGUGGAGUGUUUUUCUUUAUCAUGAUGUAUACAGGUUCCAACGUGCUUCCCAUUGCUCGGUUUUUGAAAUACACACAUACCAAGCAGGCUUUCAAGUCUGAGGAGACUAAAGGACAGGAUAUUUUUCAGAGAAGUAUACUUGGACAUAUCCUACCUGAAGCAAUGGUGUGCUACCUAGAGAAUUAUGAACCCGAGAAGUUUUCUGAGAUUUUCCUAGGUGAAUUUGACACUCCGGAAGCAAUCUGGAGCAGCGAGAUGAGGCGCCUCAUGAUAGAGAAGAUUGCUGCCCAUCUUGCUGACUUCACACCUCGCCUGCAGAGCAAUACGAGAGCACUUUAUCAAUAUUGUCCCAUCCCAGUUAUCAAUUAUCCACAGCUAGAAAAUGAACUAUUUUGUAAUAUUUAUUACCUCAAACAACUUUGUGAUACACUCCGGUUUCCAGAUUGGCCAAUUAAAGACCCAGUUAAGCUUCUGAAAGAUUCCCUUGAUGCUUGGAAGAAGGAAGUGGAAAAGAAGCCACCUAUGAUGUCAAUAGAUGAUGCUUAUGAAGUGCUCAAUCUGCCUGCAGGCCAGGGGCUGCAUGAUGAAAGCAAGAUUAGAAAAGCUUACUUCAGACUCGCACAGAAGUACCAUCCCGAUAAGAAUCCAGAAGGAAGGGACAUGUUUGAAAAAGUAAAUAAAGCAUAUGAAUUUUUAUGUACCAAGUCAACAAAAAUAGUGGAUGGGCCAGAUCCAGAGAAUAUAAUUUUAAUUCUGAAAACACAGAGCAUCCUUUUCAACCGUCAUAAAGAAGAGUUACAGCCUUAUAAAUAUGCAGGAUACCCCAUGCUAAUUAGGACUAUAACAAUGGAGACUUCAGAUGACCUCCUUUUCUCAAAAGAGUCUCCACUGUUGCCUGCGGCUGCAGAGCUGGCUUUCCACACAGUCAACUGCUCAGCCCUCAAUGCCGAAGAGCUCAGAAGAGAGAACGGGUUAGAGGUGUUACAAGAGGCAUUUAGUCGCUGCGUGGCUGUCCUGAAUCGCUCCAGUAAACUAAGUGACAUGUCAGUGCAGGUGUGUGGACACAUAAGCAGAUGCUAUAGCGUGGCUGCACAGUUUGAGGAGUGCCGGGAGAAGAUCACAGAAAUGCCUGGCAUCAUCAAGGACCUCUGCCGGGUGCUGUAUUUUGGCAAGAGUAUCCCACGGGUGGCCUCCCUUGCAGUGGAAUGCGUCAGUUCCUUCGCUGUGGACUUCUGGUUGCAGACACAUCUAUUUCAGGCUGGAAUUUUGUGGCAUCUGCUUGGUUAUCUGUUUAACUACGACUAUACAUUGGAAGAGAGUGGCAUUCAGAAAAACGAAGAAACAAACCAGCAGGAAGUGGCCAACAGUCUUGCCAAACUCAGUGUUCAUGCUCUGAGUCGCCUUGGUGGGUAUUUGCCUGAUGACCAAGCAACACCAGAAAACCCAACUGUAAGGAAGAGUUUGGCUGGCCUGCUGACGCCCUACAUUGCUAGAAAGCUUGCUGUGGCUAGUGCUACUGAGAUUCUGAAGAUGCUUAACAGCAACACAGAGAGCCCUUACUUGAUGUGGAACAACUCUACAAGGGCAGAACUGCUUGAAUUUCUUGAGUCACAACAAGAAAAUAUGAUUAAAAAGGGUGAUUGUGACAAAACUUAUGGGGCAGAAUUUGUCUACAGUGACCAUGCCAAAGAACUGAUUGUGGGCGAGAUUUUUGUUAGAGUAUAUAAUGAAGUCCCAACUUUCCAGCUAGAGGUUCCAAAAGAGUUUGCUGCGAGUCUCUUGGAUUACAUCGGCUCUCAGGCCCAGUACCUCCACACGUUCAUGGCCAUCACACACACUGCAAAAGUGGAGUCAGAGCAGCAUGGGGACCGCUUACCAAGAGUGGAAAUGGCUCUGGAGGCUCUGAGAAAUGUCAUCAAGUACAACCCAGGUUCUGAAUGUGAAUGCACUGGGCACUUUAAGUUAAUAUUUUCUCUGCUCCGAGUCCAUGGAGCUGGUCAAGUGCAGCAACUGGCUUUAGAGGUUGUGAAUAUAGUGACAUCCAACCAAGACUGUGUCAAUAAUAUUGCAGAAUCCAUGGUUUUGUCCAAUUUGUUGGCUCUUCUACAUUCAUUGCCAUCAAGCCGUCAGCUCGUUCUGGAGACUCUCUAUGCUUUGGCAUCGAAUACAAAGAUAAUCAAAGAAGCCAUGGCAAAGGGAGCUUUGAUUUAUUUAUUGGAUAUGUUCUGCAAUUCAACACAUCCACAGGUUCGAUCCCAGACAGCAGAACUUUUUGCUAAAAUGACAGCAGAUAAACUAAUAGGUCCAAAGGUUCGAAUUACGUUAAUGAAAUUUUUGCCCAGUGUUUUCAUGGAUGCCAUGAGAGACAACCCCGAAGCUGCUGUGCAUAUAUUUGAGGGAACUCAUGAAAAUCCAGAGCUGAUCUGGAAUGACAGUUCCAGAGAUAAGGUGUCAACAACUGUGAGAGAGAUGAUGCUGGAGCACUUUAAAAACCAACGGGACAACCCUGAUGUGAACUGGAAGUUGCCUGAAGAUUUUGCUGUGGUAUUUGGAGAAGCAGAGGGUGAACUCGCUGUUGGAGGAGUUUUCUUGAGAAUCUUCAUAGCACAGCCAGCUUGGGUGCUGAGAAAACCCAGAGAAUUUCUUAUUGCACUGUUAGAAAAAUUAACCGAGCUCCUGGAGAAGAACAACCCGCAUGGAGAGACUCUGGAAACACUGACGAUGGCCACGGUUUGCCUCUUCAAUGCACAACCUCAGUUGGCAGAUCAAGUCCCACCGUUGGGCCAUCUUCCCAAAGUUAUCCAGGCGAUGAAUCACAGAAACAAUGCCAUUCCUAAGAGUGCUAUUCGGGUUAUCCACGCCCUGUCUGACAAUGAGCUGUGUGUUCGAGCCAUGGCAUCUUUGGAGACCAUUGGUCCACUGAUGAACGGAAUGAAAAAGCGAGCAGAUACUGUUGGUCUGGCCUGUGAAGCAAUUAAUCGAAUGUUCCAGAAGGAACAGAAUGAAUUAGUGGCACAGGCUCUGAAAGCAGAGUUGGUCCCAUACCUCUUAAAGUUGCUUGAAGGCAUAGGCCUUGAAAACAUAGACAGUCCUGCUGCCACUAAGGCCCAGAUUGUUAAAGCUCUCAAGGCAAUGACUCGAAGUCUGCAGUACGGAGAACAGGUGAAUGAGAUCCUGUCCCGCUCUUCAGUCUGGAGUGCCUUCAAAGACCAGAAACAUGAUUUGUUCAUUUCUGACUCUCAAACAGCAGGAUACCUCACAGGACCUGGAGUUGCUGGCUACCUUACUGCAGGUACAUCCUCAUCAGCCAUGUCUAACCUUCCGCCUCCUGUAGACCAUGAGGCAGGGGACCUUGGCUAUCAAACUUGAAACACUCAGAGACAAUUAAUGCUGAAAGGCCAGUGCUGCGUCCACAUUCCUCCAGCCAACAUGUUGAACAGACUCCUGCUGCCUUUCUCCUGGUUUCCUGACAGUGUUAUUCCUUUUUCUAUAAAUAUAUUUUUAUUUAGGAAAAGAGUCAGUGAUUCUGACGUAUCACGUUUCGAGAAAGCACUCUGGGUCAGCCUCCAUGGGUACACAAGAAUUUCUCUUUCUUGAUGUAUGUAAGCACAUUUUGUUCCUUUAUAUCUGUUUACAAGACUGUGAAUCAAAAAGACAAACUUUCUUCCUAGUUUUUAUAAUGUUUUUUGUCUUUUUUUUUUUUUUAAUUACUGUGACUGUGGUCUACAGACAUUGUACACUGCAGUCAACAGACAUUGGGCUAAAUUUAUCCCUAGAAAAGGGCACUUCCCUUUCCUGCACCGAAUCUCCAUGGCCGUCUUCCUCCCAUCAUCAGACAUUAGAUUUCUGUCCUUCCACCUGUGACCAGAUCCUCAACCAUUAACUCUCUGAGAGCUCGGUGCACAUCGGUGUGUAUGACAGGCUUCACCAAACUGAACGACAAGGAGCUUGUGCAAAAACUUAAAACUGAAAAUGGAUGUCAAGAUGUUAUGUAAGAGAUUAGUGUAAUUGUGAAAUGUUCUAUACAUUAUCAAAUAUAUAAAGCUUUCUAUAUUGAAUGUACAUUAUAUAAAUCAUUCAUAUGUGUACAUAAAAUUUUAAAAAUAAAGGGAAUUGACUGCUUUGUUAAUGAGA